AUGAGGGUUUUCCGGAAACUGUGCCCCAUUUCUCGUAGGAACGACGUGUUCAACAUCCUCCUAUCCAGGCGCUUGGCUCUCCCUUGUACAUUUAUAUCUGACACCGAUUCAUCAACCUCUGAUGAUUCUUCCUACGACUCUGUGUCGGUCUCUCAACCCUCGGUCACCAUUGCCCGACGUUGCGCUUGUUCCUUUGGUACUACGACAGGUGCUCGUGAUGUUUGCUUACCCAACAGAAGGAAGUAUUCCUUUUCGCGGUGUUGGUACAGUAAAGAGGAGAUGCUGAGCAGGGUAUCCCUUGUCCUCAGUGAGCGAGGGUGGGAUUGCGGCUACCUGAAUGGACCCAAGAUUCAAUUGGACGCGUCGCAUGUGUCCUUGAUCAUGAACGCGCUUUUUGAUGGAACCUCAGAUGCCGCCCUUGCUUUCUUUUUCUUCAGAUGGUCUCAGAGACGCAAUGGGUCCAACCAUGAAACCCAUGCAGUGUGCACAAUGAUCCACAUUUCAGUGUUGGGGAAUAUGAACCACAUUGCAAUGAAAUUUCUUCGUGACCUUGUCAGAUGUAGGAGAGGAGGAUCCCAUGAUUCUCUCUUCCACGUCCUUAAGGAAACCAGUAAGGACAGAAAGGCUACGGAAACUGUGUACAGUAUGCUCCUUAGUUGUUAUUUAGAUCAGGACAUGUUAGAUGUUGCUCUUAAAUUAUUAGAUGCCAUGAAAGUCCUUGGCAUGUACCCGGCUGCUGGAGUCUGUAUAGCCCUUAUCAAGAGAUUGUUGAAAUCAAAGAACUUGGAGUUAACUUUCUCGGUAUUUGCAGAGGCUCUGUACCAUGGAAGGGAUUUAAUUAACCAGACUCUAAGCUUACUUAUUCAUCACUGUUGUGUUCGAGGUAAUCUUGCAGAUGCUUUUAAGUUGUUCUCUGAAAUGUAUAAAUAUGGAUGCCAGCCUGAUGUUGUCUCGUACACCAUCAUAAUUGAUUCUCUCUGCAAAAGUGGUUAUCUUAAAGAGGCCACGUCUCUGUUACACAAGCUGGGUCAGGAGGGUAUAUCUCCCGACUCCCUUUUGACUUCCUCAAUCGUCGAUGGCUAUUGUAAGGCUGGAAGAUUAACAGAGGCAGUGAGCGUUCUGAAGGUUUUAGAUUGUGCGCCUGAUGAAUUUAUCUAUAAUAGCUUCGUUCAUAGACUAUGUGAUGAGGGGAAUAUGCUGGAAGCUACUGAACUGGUCAAUGAAAUGUCUGAAUCUGGUGCAUUUCCUGAUUGUUGCAACUGGACUACGGUUAUUUAUGGGUACAGUCGAGCAAACCAGGUCGGUCAGGCUCUGAAAAUUUUUGGUGGAAUGUUGAAGAGAGGAAUUAAGCCUGCGCUGUUGACUUACACAGUUUUGAUUGACUGCUACUGCAAGCUAGGCGACGUGCGGGAAGCUGAGUCUUUGAUUAACGUAAUGGAGAAAAGUGGAUUGAGACCAGAUCUCGUUGCAUAUAACGUGUUGAUUUAUGGCCACAGCAUGAAGGGAGAGAUGCAGAAGGCUUUCAAGGUGUUGAAUGUGAUGAAGGCAGGCGGCAUUUAUCCUAAUCUUGUGACUUAUAAUAUUCUUAUCCAUGGUUUUGUCAAGAAAGGUUCUCUGAUGGAAGCUAGAGAAGUUUUGACUGAACUCUCUGGUAGAGGUUAUUCCCCUGACCGGUUUACAUACACAAUCUUGAUGAACGGUUUCUUUGAGGCUGGCAAUUUCCAAGAAACAUUUCAUAUAUGGUCUCACAUGAGUAAGAGUGGCAACAGACCUGACGUUAUUAGUUGCAGUGUUCUUUUAAGUGGUUUCUGCAAGGCACAACGCAUGCAGGAGGCUCAUGCUUUCUUUCGUAAGAUGCUGGAAGAUGGUUUAUCCCCUGAUUUGGCACUGUACAAUAUUCUUCUUUUUGGUUUCUGCAGAGAAGGUGAUUUGCUGGAAGCCUUUCGGUUACUAAACAUGAUGGCUGAAAAUAAUAUCAUUCCAAAUUAUAUUACUUAUUCGGCUCUCGUUCAUGGUCUUAAGAAAAACAACGUCCAUGAUUCCAAGGAAGUUGCUGCCAUCAGAAUACAGCAGGCACUUGCGAAAAAUAAUAUUUUUGUUGACAACUCCACAUAUGUGGCUCCGUGUGCCUAA
This is a messenger RNA of Spirodela intermedia, 2133 nucleotides long. NCBI's taxonomy places the organism in Eukaryota, Viridiplantae, Streptophyta, Magnoliopsida, Alismatales, Araceae. The record is from the annotation of a GenBank genome assembly.